This is a messenger RNA of Rhea pennata, 2300 nucleotides long. RefSeq names its product MLLT11 transcription factor 7 cofactor (gene MLLT11). Gene Ontology annotation, biological process: positive regulation of mitochondrial depolarization; positive regulation of DNA-templated transcription; apoptotic signaling pathway. Gene Ontology annotation, cellular component: cytosol; nucleoplasm. The record is from RefSeq and is a predicted model, not a curated record. Bases 121 to 390 code for a protein of 89 amino acids. Lineage: Eukaryota; Metazoa; Chordata; Aves; Rheiformes; Rheidae. The transcript has 2 exons.
GCUUCGCUCCGAGGGGCUGCAUUGCAGACCGGCGGCAGACAAAAGCCGAGCCGCGGCGCCGGCGAGCACGAAAGAGCCGCUCCGUCCUCCGAGCCCUCCGUCCCUCGGACAGCCUGAAAAAUGCUGGACACCAUCAGCAGCCAGUACGAUUCCUUCAUCUACUGGAGGAUGCCGAUCCCGCGGCUGGACGUGGCGGAGCUGGAGGGGCUGGGGCUCAGCGACGCGGCCCUCUACAAACCCAAGGGAGGGCUGGGCAAGUUCGCCAGCGAGCGGAAACAGGCCAGCCAGGACAGCCCCGAAGAAGAGGACAGUCUGCUGCAGUUCAACAGCUUUAAUUUCUGGAGAGCUCCCAUCGCUAGCAUUAGCUCGUUAGAUUUUGAUCUAAUUUGAAGCCCUCCUUCCCCUCCCCCUGCCCCCUCUCUGCUAGGCAUGCAAAGAUUUGGUUUUGUUAGUUCUGUACAUUGUCAGUUUGGGGGUUGUUUUUUUCUUUCCAGGCAGUUUUUGACAUUGCAAAUUAACUCAGCGGUUCACCCCGGCCCUGUUGGCGACUGACAGAUGGGCUCUCCACAAAGUUUCAGCCUCUGUCUCCACCUGUCCCUGAUUUUCUUCCCUUCCUGUAGCAAUGCUGGAAAUUCCAUGACAGCGCAAGCAGGGGCUAACACGGCUGGGGGCAAACGUGAGGGGAAGGGGCAGACAGAGCCACCCCACUGCCCCUCGUGCCCAUGCCACGGGGCACAGGACGUGCAGGGAGGUGUCUAGGCACAGCCUGGACCCUGUGGCUGUGACCAUGCGUGUCCCUAUGCUCUGGAGCUGUGCUGGCGUGGUGGGAAGGCUGCAUUUCAGCUCGUUCCUCUUGCUUUUUUAAGAAACUCAUUUGUGCAAAGGGAGCAAUGCAGGACCUCUGUUAGCUGAUGGGAAACGUCUUGGCUUGCGGACGGCAUCAUCCCUGCUCCUCUCCCAGGGAUGCAGAGACCCGUGUGGCUCUGUGCCCCACUGCCCCAGUUUCUCCAAAUGCCAAUUUAUUCCCUGUCCUUCCCUUUGGAAUAACCAAGGUGGAAGAGGCAGAGAUGCGCACGGGUCUGGGCACGUGAGCCAAGUCUCUUUCUUGAAAAAAAAAAUGUCCCUUAGAGCCUUGCAGCCUGAGCCCAGCCAGGAGAAACAACGACCCAGAGGGCAAACACGCAGCAGCUGAAGUGUGGAAAAGCUCUCGUCUUGUUUAUGGGCAGUUGAUAGGAUUACGACUGGGUGUUCACUGCACUGGAUUUGAUUUUCUCCCUUUAUUAUCCCCUGCUUACCUGAGCCCAGGUGUGACUCCUGCCUCGGCCACUGGCAGGGAUGCAUCAUGGGGCUGUCCUGUUCGCAGCCAGCCAGCGGGGCCAGAUGGGUAAUGAGCAGAGCUGAAAGACAAAAAGAAUUAAUUUGAUGUCACCUUGAAAUGAAAAUGUUUCUGGUUCCACACCCAGUUAUCAGCCCCUUUCAAAAUAACAAGUAAAAACGCUGCAUUCGUUCAAAUGGAAAAUCUUGUCCAGAUGCUGUGAAGUAUUUUGGGGGAAGUUUUAACCUGGGCUUUCAACAGGCCGGUGUCAUUUCGAAAUGGGGGAAAACAAAAACAACAAAAAAGUAAACCCAACCCUGAAUCAUUCCAGCUUUUACACAGUUUUUUUCGCAAGAUUGUUUUCUAGGGGGAGACGACCUGACAAGUUUGCUGUCCUGAAUGUGCUUUCUGGUUUUGAUUCAGUCCCAUUGGCCAGUUUGUGAAACUGUGAUGGAUAUUGGUGAAAUAGUGAUGUGGAGCGUCUCAAAACUGUCCUAGAAGUGAGGGGGUAGGUGGCCAGUGGGAGGCUGAGGCAGCCUGAACACCUACAAGGCUCCAAAAAGAGGCAAAUAUUGGGGGAAAAAGAAAGAAAAGAAAGAAAAAAGACCGCAGCUCUCCUGUAAUCUCUAGAAAUUACCCAGCCUGCUAACUUUAAAUCACCUAUUUUAAACUAGAGGUGAAAAAUGUAAACUGUACUAUGUGGAGCUGUUUGGUUUCUGUGUUCCAAGCUGUGAAAACCACAGGAGAAUAUUUAUUAUGAAACUUUAAAUAAAAUUAUUAAAAAAAAAUACACAUUCCUGUGGACGCUUAAGAAUCCAUAUAGACUGCAAUCCAGCUCUUUCUGUAAUUUGUCAUUAAAUUGUUUGAAGUCUUUAACUGUGAACUGAAAACUGAAAUGAGAACAUGUAGCCUUGGACGUAGUGUCUGCUUUUUCGGUUGGGAUGCUGGAAAUUGAAGAGGAUGCUGAAUAAAAGGCCUAUUUGCC